Molecule: messenger RNA, 3804 nt
Organism: Fibroporia radiculosa
Lineage: Eukaryota; Fungi; Basidiomycota; Agaricomycetes; Polyporales; Fibroporiaceae
Exons: 3
Coding region: 1-3804 (1267 amino acids)
Biological process (GO): inositol phosphate biosynthetic process; phosphatidylinositol phosphate biosynthetic process
Cellular component (GO): nucleus; cytoplasm
Molecular function (GO): inositol hexakisphosphate kinase activity
Source: RefSeq, a predicted model, not a curated record
AUGAGCCUCCUCCGCUCUCCCACUUCCCGCUCAGACCCUCUCUCUCCGCCCUCGUCCCCUGCCACUUCCGCCACAGUCACCGCUCCUUCCUCCCCCCGUCCGUCAAAGGACCGUCUCUUUCGUCUAUCGCCUGGUCCCCGUCGCACCACUUCAAAGUCUAAUCCUGCCCCCAAAUGGCCCGAUGAUAGUCAUACCGACUCCAGCGGCUCUGGCACAGAGACAAAGCAAGGCCAUCCAUUGUCGCAACAUAAACCCCGUAAGCGACCCAUCCGCCGUCCAUCGGACCGCGCCUUGACCCUCCCCCCUUCACGUAUGUCAUCUGAACCCUUGCUUGAUAUGCCUGCUCCCUCAUCGGCUUGGAUGCCUUCUCGGAGGCCUCUCUCCCCUUCUUCCUCUUCCUCAGCACCUAGUUCUCCUGGCGCUGCACGCCCCACCUCCUCUUCCACCACGGGCAUCGGACGCAAGGUUGCUGCUUCCUUGGAUUUAUUCAAGGAAUCUGUGGCCUCCCCUUCAGAUGAGGAGGUCAAUGUGUUCGAGCGUCCGAGGGCCAUGUCGUCCGCUUCGAGACGGAAGCCAGGCCCCUCGCAAGCCAUGGAUAAAAUGGCCGCGGCCGAGUUUCAGUUUGUCAAACGCUCAGACUGGCCUGAUCGCGAGAUAGCUGCCAUUCGACGAGAGAAAAGCAUGACUGGUUUGGAGAGAGCGAGGACACGAGACAGCACGAGUUCAAACACGAGCGCUCGCGAAAACCUGCCUCGUCGACCGUCCGUUCGUGAAUCCGUUUUCAAUGUAUCCAGCGACUUGGUACAGUGGAGAAACUCGGUCCUCGAAGACCGAGGCCGAUCGCGAGAUUGGAGUGUCUGGCAGGACGAUACUCCGCAAGCUGGGGUUAUUAGAGCGCCAGGUGUGUACUACUUUACACUACAGCAUAUCACCUAUCAUGACCACAUUUUCCUCUCCUCAGUUGAUCGUGACCUUUCUUCUUCGAUCAGUCACUCCCAUUUGCUUCACCCUUUACCAUCCCCCGGCGAACGAGCAGCGGCAUUGCCUAGCUCGCAUGCUGACCAUGACAUUUUACAUCCGCUUGGUCGAGUUGGUUCGAGUAGUCGAUCACGGUCUCCUGCGCCCCUGGUUGGCAUUGACUUUACCGCAUCAUACCCACCGACAAUUGUUUCUGAUCUUGCUUCAUUUUCUCCGUGGUCGACCGAUGACGAAAGUGCAUGGGAUACAGCUUCCAUCACUACAUCGUCAACUACCGAGGCGUCUUCUCCAUUUCCCCUUUCACCUUCACGGUUGAGUCCCCUUCCGCAGCCUCUGGUUCGACAUGGGAGUGACGAGGAAGAAGAGCAUCACCAGCGGGUCCUUUUGUCUCAGUAUGACGAUAUAGAGUUGGGACCGCAGGUGAUGACACAUUCUAGUCAUGGGGAUAUACCUCUAGACGUCGACGCGUUCCAAGACGGUCUCCCUCACAUUCCCUUACGGCCAUUUCGUAAUCAGGUUGGUGGCCAUAGCGCUAUCUAUAAAUUUACCAAGCGCGCAGUAUGCAAGCCCCUAGUUUCACGUGAGAACCUAUUUUAUGAAGCGGUUGAACGCGAAGCACCUCCUUUAUUGGACUUUAUCCCUCGCUAUCUAGGUGUGAUGCUUGUUAGCUAUCGACGCGUACCUCGCGUAUCCAAUGGCGCUCCUGGAGAGCAUGCAAACAAUCAUCAUGACCGGGCUCGUCCUUUGCUCCAGAAAGCGGCCUCGGAGCCAAGGUCACGAAUUUCUGCUCACCCGAUCGGAAGGACAGGUUCUCAAAAGGAAGAGGGGGACACUGAUACGGAGGAGGCAGAAAUGCCUGAAGUGGCCCUGGAUUAUAACCGUCACAUUGUCCCUCAAUGGCUUCUCCGCGGUGGGCGAAGCCGAGCUAUGUCCCAAUCGGCCACAUUGUCUUCGUCGUUCCCCCACCCUAUCAACCGGUUCCUCAGGGGUCGUCAUUUUGGCGGAUACACUGCUUCCAGCCCAGAUCUCGCGACAUCUGCAGGUAUCUCCCCCCGGACUCAUCGCAUGUCCGACACGGCUCCUGACACAUCGACCCGAGGACGAACCUCAUCUAAUCUCUCCAUGGCCGAAUCUGCUACGCCGACGAGCUCUCCACGCAUAUGCGCGUCGAUAUCUGAAGGGAGGGAUGCUUUCAGGGACCAUGAAAGAUCGCCCCAUCUUUCUACUUCUCCAUCACCGUACCAGAAUGGCUUGUUCGGAGGGACAGGGUCCACUGUCGUCAAUACCAAAUUCAAGGACCACGUUUUCAGUACGCUUCUGCGGAGAUUCUCCAAGCAGUGUUCCGGGCGUAGUGUGUGCUCUUUACGAGCUGAGGACGAGGGAGACCUUGCUGAUGGUGAAGCUGAAGACGCAAGCCUGAGCGACAGUAUCUCUAAGGUCAGGAGGAAGAGGCUGAGUCAGGUAGAGCGACUGCGUCAGGCAGAAGGGGGUAUUUCUACGCAGCCUCUGCGCCGGGUGCGGAGCGAGAAUCGGCUUAUACGUCGCGACCGAUGUUCCGAGGUGGAGGCUCGAGAUGACAAUCCGCAGGAUUUGUUCGAAUUUGAAUAUGAUCGGGGUGGUGAGGAGGGGGCACUAUCUACGUUUGGACAAAGCACGGGGACGUCCUCAUUUUCGACGCGAUAUCAUCGCCGGAGUCCAAGUCGACCGAAACCGCAGUUGUCGUAUUCGGACCCGUUGACCCGGUUGGAGCCUCAUCCCCCUACUGCGCACCGUUCCCCCUCAGCGCCUGGUGGCCGUGACUCGUCCGUGACGCGACAAAAUCACUUUAUUCUCAUGGAGGACCUAACUGGACGUUUGAAACGCUCUUGUGUUCUUGAUCUUAAAAUGGGUACUCGCCAGUAUGGCAUGGAUGCAACGCCUGCGAAAAAGAAGAGUCAGCGGAAGAAGUGCGACAAGACGACUAGCAGGUCAUUAGGUGUGCGUGUCUGCGGUAUGCAGGUAUGGAACCACGCCGCUCAAACAUAUGUGACCCAAGACAAAUACCAAGGUCGCGAGGUCCGCCCAGAGGACUUUACGGACGUCUUGGCGUCUUUUCUCAACAAUGGCCAGCGGCUGUUGGUACAUCAAAUUCCUGUCAUUCUGCGGAAAGUAUAUGCGCUCGCAGGAAUUGUCAACCGUCUGAAAGGCUUCCGGUUCUACGGCUGCAGUCUUCUCAUGAUUUAUGACGGCGACCAGGAAGUGCAAGAAGCAUACAGAGCCUCUGUUCUAGACAACCCAUCUUCCCGUAGCAAACGGGGUGAGUCGCUCGAGCGCCGUCUGAGUCGGACUGCGGAGAACAAGCAAGAGCGUCCUGGUUUGCGCCGGACACACAGCGAGGAUAUCCUGCUUGGUCCUGCUGAAGAUCGAAGCGGCCGACGGCGAAAGAGAGGCGAAAUGCAGAUCCGUCUAGUCGACUUUGCCCACACUACGACCGGCAGGGACUGGCUACCGUACCCGUCUGACGAGCCCAAAGUGAAGGAGGAAAUAACCAGCGGAAAAGGAUACCAAGCAGACGUCGAUCCCGAAACUGGACUUAUAUACGCCAGGUUUCCUCCACACUACCCAGACCAGCCCGACCGCGGAUUUUUGUAUGGUUUGAUGAAUUUGGCUGGGUCGUUGGAGGAAAUCUGGAAUCGAGAACGUCUUCGUCGCAUCAAGGCCUCGAGGGACAAUCCGUCGGCCGUCGCAGACCAGCUUCCUCCGCUUUCGACAGAUGGGAAGGAAAUUUUCGACGAGAUUUUCAAGACACCAGAGGGUGCUGUGGAUCUCGGAAUGCUUUCAUCCUAA